AGAGACUGAAAGAGAAGGGAGAGGGAGAAAGAGGGGGAGAAGGCUUUCUAGAGGGGAGACAGGAGAGAGUGGAAAAGAGAAAGGGAGAGAAGCAGGAAGAGGAGAGUCACAGAGUGACCCUAGAGGACGAGGCUUCUCUGUUCCAGAUACUUCUAAGAUUGAAGACUGUUUGCUAGUGGGGAGACUCCGGCUCCGGCGGCCAGUUGGGCAGCGGCAAAGUAAAAUGGACAGUGAGAAACAGACGUUCCAGCCACCUCUCCAACGCCCAGAGGUCCCGGAGCUGUUCUCUGGCGAACUCCUUUCCCAGCUGGAGUCUCUGAGCCUGCUGGACCAAGGGAGCCCAGGGAGCGCCUGGAAGCUGCUCCUCGGAGAUGCCCUCGCCUGAGCAGUAAGAACUUCCCGUUGAGUCCCUGCAUUCCCUCCACCUGAAAUUCCCCAGGAGAGAGGGGUGGAAGACCCCAGGGGGAGGGGCGAGGGGGAUCCUAACGCAGCACUUUCUCCCCUCCCCCUCCCCCUGCCGGGCGCGCAGGCAUGGAUGUGCUCAGCCCGGGACAGGGCAACAACACCACCUUGUCAGAGGGUCCCCCCGGGAGACGCGGCAACGCUACUGGCGUCUCCGACGUGACCUUCAGCUACCAAGUGAUCACCUCACUGCUGCUGGGCACGCUCAUUUUCUGCGCGGUGCUGGGCAAUGCGUGCGUGGUGGCCGCCAUCGCCCUGGAGCGCUCCCUGCAGAAUGUGGCCAACUAUCUCAUCGGCUCGCUCGCUGUCACCGACCUCAUGGUGUCGGUGCUGGUGCUGCCCAUGGCUGCGCUCUACCAGGUGCUCAACAAAUGGACACUGGGGCAGGUCACCUGUGACCUAUUCAUUGCCCUCGACGUGCUGUGCUGCACCUCGUCCAUCUUGCACCUGUGCGCCAUUGCACUGGACAGGUACUGGGCCAUCACAGACCCCAUCGACUAUGUGAACAAGAGGACGCCCCGGCGCGCCGCUGCGCUCAUUUCGCUCACUUGGCUCAUUGGCUUCCUUAUCUCCAUCCCGCCCAUGCUGGGUUGGCGCACCCCCGAAGACCGCUCGGACCCCGACGCGUGCACGAUUAGCAAGGACCACGGCUACACUAUCUACUCCACCUUUGGCGCUUUCUACAUCCCGCUGCUGCUCAUGCUGGUUCUCUACGGACGCAUCUUCCGAGCUGCGCGCUUCCGCAUCCGCAAAACAGUCAAGAAGGUGGAGAAGAAGGGAGCGGACACCCGCUUUGGGGUGUCGCCAGCCCCGCCGCCCAAGAAGAGCAUAAACGGCGAUCCGGGGAGCAGAGAAUGGAGGCAGGGUGUGGAGAAUAAGGCAGGGGGUGCUCUGUGCACCAACGGCGCGGUGAGGCAGGGUGACGAGGGCGCCGCCCUGGAGGUGAUUGAAGUGCACCGGGUGGGCAACUCCAAAGAGCACCUGCCGCUGCCCAGCGAGGCGGGUGCAAUCCCUUGCGCCCCCGCCUCCUUCGAGAAGAAGAAUGAGCGCAACGCGGAGGCCAAGCGCAAGAUGGCCCUGGCCCGAGAGAGGAAAACGGUGAAGACGCUGGGCAUCAUCAUGGGCACCUUCAUCCUCUGCUGGCUACCCUUCUUCAUCGUGGCCCUGGUCCUGCCCUUCUGCGAGAGCAGCUGCCACAUGCCCACCCUGUUGGGCGCCAUAAUCAACUGGUUGGGCUACUCCAACUCUCUGCUCAACCCUGUCAUUUACGCCUACUUCAACAAAGACUUCCAAAAUGCGUUUAAGAAGAUCAUCAAGUGCAAGUUCUGCCGCGGAUGAUGGUGGAGGAGUAGUCGGCGAGUAGGUCCGCCCCAUCCUCUCUGCCUCCUCCAGCCCUCUGGAAUCAACACCUAUGAUAGCUCGCUACUUUUCCUCUGACUUUCUCGGCUGCUCGGGGUCCCCAGCUUCCAGACCUCGUCCCUCCUCCCCCGUCGCCCAAUCCCCUGCUCGGACGGACGAGUGCGCUUUGUGCAAAGAGCCCCAGCGGAGGGUCUGGAGGGCUUGGGAAACUCCCCGGUUUGUGAUAAGCGACCUUGGCUCAGACUUUGGCUUCAGAAUCAGUUCUGAUCCCUGCACUUGCCUCGUCCCUCUUCUGCACCCCAAAUCUUCGCGGCGGAAGUUUAAGCCUCAGCCAUUCAAGGCAAAAAAUCUACACAGAAAAACAGUACACCCAGCUGCCGCGCCCACUUAACGGCUCCCACCCGAUCGCCCCAUUGCUAGAACUUGUAUUAAACGUUCAGGAGUUUGCUUCAUUCCCUAUUCCCAACUCUCUCCCGCCCUCCCCCUGGAAACUCACUUUUAUUUUUCAGUUUCAUCCCUUCUUUCCAGCUUUUCUAUAUGCCCUCCCUAGUCCCUCUGCAUAGGUUUGCUAGUCGGGAAAAGCUGGAGGGUCUGUUUUUCCCACUGACUGUGGUGUCCCUGGUAAUCCCCGCCUCCCUGUGUAGACCUGCAGAGUAACUCUUCCGCGCCCAGCCCCCAGCUCUGUUUUCUUGGACUCCAAACAAGUGGCCAGAAGCUGUCUCUUAGAGUGGACUUGUAAGUACAAGCAAGGCUGGGCCACUGGGGGAGAGCGAGAAGGGAGUGCGGAACGAUUUUUAUCUGUGCUUGCCUUGAAGGCGUCAGCACUCACCAAAGAAACUGACAGUGGGAGGGAGAACGGACUUCUGUUUGUAUAGGCUGCUGGCGCGUCUGCACGUUCUGGUGUCGCCACUUACCUACCGCGGGCUGUGCCCGCCGGCCAAGGUGCGUGUACUUAGGCCGCCCAGCCGCCUACCUGCCCCGCGCCUCCGCAGGCAGCGGCUGUCUGGUGUGCGCUCGGCGCGCGCGCGAGGAACUCAACCAACUGCAGCCAUUCUUCCACCUACGCCGCGGUACGCGCAGAAGGACGUCUAAACCGCGGCGGUCUGCGGAAGCCGCUGGAGCUAGAACUGUAUGGCAAUGGUUUUUGGACAUUUAUUCUUCCUACUUUGGAGGAAUUACAUCAAAAUGAGGAAGGAGCAUCCAAUUGGAGCAUAAUUGCCAAGGCAAUAGAGAAAUUUGGGGAAUAAGUGCAUAGCAGUCAACAGCCCCUGAUGCUUUUUAUUUCUUUUAGUCUUUAUAUUAAGACAAAAUAUAUAUGCAUCAAAAUUGGCCUUCACUUUUCUCUGUGACAAUAAAGGACUUUAUUAAUGGUAAUGCUACAAUAAACUGAUAUCAGUAACCCAUGCAUCUGUAUUUUAAUCGGAAUUACUGUCUACUUGUAUUUUUUUGUAUUAUUUAAAAAUUGAAGUUAAAAAAUACAGUCAUCAGGAGAAGAUUCUGCUAUAUAGAUCAGGGAUAUGAAACUCAUUCUAAAUGAGUGAUUUCUUUUUAAAAAAAAUCCUGUCUCUGAAAAGAGGUCACAUCUCAUCGUUUUGCCAGGAAACCAUGAAUUUUCCCUGACUGACACCUACGGUUAAGACUUAGACAUCUGUCUAAUUAAUAUGGACAGGGUGGAGGACACGCAGAAGAGAAAUGCAGCCUCUGGUGAAAGCAACAAGAAACACAACCGCAUCUUGUGUUUUUAAAGCAGUGGACAGUCUGAUGCCCCUCCUCUGUCUUCCCACAACUUGUAGCUAGAAGAAAGUAGCCUCCCCUGGUUUCAAUUAAAGCAGUGCAUUGUUUUGGCAUUUGUCACUCAGUUAAAAAUGGAGAGGCAUUUUCCUUUCUGUCUGGGUCUCACUUGAUAGUGGGGUUCUGUAUGGAAGAUCUAUUACUAUGCUAAAAUUAAUUUUUAUGCUCUCUUUCCCCCCGUUAGAAUCAUCGGCAAUGCCUCUUGUUUCCCAUGGUAUGUUUGGUAAUUCCACUGCUUUCUGCUAUCAGAAUGAUGGCUGCAGGACAUGCUGAGCCCCGGUACAACCCACGGGGAACACAAAGGUCAGGGAUAUUUUGGCCCCAGAAGAGAGCGCUCUGAAGCUGCAGGAAGCCUUGUACAUUCACUACAUGUAUACACAUGUUCUCGCAAUAAUGAAGAGUAAAGACAGGGGAAUGGGGAGAAGAAAAGCUGUCUAGAAUUUCUCAUCUGAAAACUGUUCCAUUAAUGUGUCCCUGAAC
Zalophus californianus (California sea lion) is the source of this 4092-nucleotide messenger RNA. RefSeq names its product 5-hydroxytryptamine receptor 1A (gene HTR1A). The transcript is spliced from 2 exons. Gene Ontology annotation, biological process: regulation of vasoconstriction; adenylate cyclase-activating adrenergic receptor signaling pathway; regulation of behavior. Gene Ontology annotation, cellular component: plasma membrane. Gene Ontology annotation, molecular function: G protein-coupled serotonin receptor activity. The record is from RefSeq and is a predicted model, not a curated record. The coding region runs from base 532 to 1800 and encodes 422 amino acids. Lineage: Eukaryota; Metazoa; Chordata; Mammalia; Carnivora; Otariidae.